AUGGGAGACCUGAGAAGAUGCCUGGACAGCGGGGAAUAUGGAGCACUGAAAGAUUGUUAUCUGUAUGAAAGCAAUUUUUUACAGGUUACCAAGGCAGGAGAUAUUGCCACCAGAGUUACUAUGGGCAUCGCUGCCAGUAGCCCACAUCUAGAGAUGCCUGAUCUUAUGCUGCUGGCACGGCCAGUUCCAUGCCUAACAGAACGGUGUGAAUGUCAGUGUCCUGAGGCACUGCCUUUCCCAGAUGAGGAGCUGCAGCUGUUUGCGCUUCUUCCCUUGAAGUUUGUCCGUCUCUAUAUUCAUGAUGAGUCACGGUUCCAGCUCAAAGUCCGCCUGGCUAAUGGCCGCACUUUUUAUCUGCAGCUUCUAACACACCCCCUCAAGCAGGAUGAGGUCUUUGGGCACUGGGUACGGCUACUAUACCGCUUGCGCUUUUACCGCUGUGAUGCCCCCCUUACUUAUGAAAAGGAGACUGCACUGCAUCAUCGUAAACAUAUUUAG
Thamnophis elegans (Western terrestrial garter snake) is the source of this 498-nucleotide messenger RNA. RefSeq names its product family with sequence similarity 71 member E1 (gene GARIN5A). The transcript has 3 exons. Gene Ontology annotation, cellular component: nucleus. The record is from RefSeq and is a predicted model, not a curated record. Bases 1 to 498 code for a protein of 165 amino acids. NCBI's taxonomy places the organism in Eukaryota, Metazoa, Chordata, Lepidosauria, Squamata, Natricidae.